This is a messenger RNA of Felis catus (domestic cat), 24151 nucleotides long. RefSeq names its product calcium voltage-gated channel subunit alpha1 E (gene CACNA1E). Gene Ontology annotation, molecular function: calcium ion binding; high voltage-gated calcium channel activity. The transcript has 70 exons. Gene Ontology annotation, cellular component: voltage-gated calcium channel complex; neuronal cell body; membrane. Lineage: Eukaryota; Metazoa; Chordata; Mammalia; Carnivora; Felidae. Gene Ontology annotation, biological process: calcium ion import across plasma membrane; chemical synaptic transmission. The record is from RefSeq and is a predicted model, not a curated record. Bases 7367 to 14953 code for a protein of 2528 amino acids.
AUCUGUGAGAUAAAAUGAAGGGCUUGUAGUCUGGUCCCAUUCUUCUCUGGGCUGGUCAGCUCCCUUCCGGAGCACUGGAGUCGUGCUGGGGUCUCACUGUGAGACUGACCUGUCGAACCACACCCUGUUCAGACAGUGAGAAACUGCCACGUGAGAGUAGGUAAGAAGAAUCUAGAGCAUGUAGUCUAGAGAAAAACAAUUCAGGAGUGACACACUACUCAAGGUCCUCCACAUUCCUGAGGGCAGACUCAGUGUGUGGACAUUACAGGGAGAGAGAUUUCAGCUUCAGACCCAAAAGAAAUGUUUAAUAAUUCUGAGCGGGCGUUGGCUGAAUCAGGACACAAUGCAUUCUCUGGAGCUGGUGUCUCCACGCAGAAGCCAGGACAUUACUCAGGACUCCCGAACGGGGCUGAGCACGUGAGCCGCUAAAACUGCGUGUGGGGGAGCUAGCUCCCCAUCUCAUCCCGUCACAUCGUGGAGGAAGGGGCGUCUGCAACAGGGGCCCUAAGGCUGGGGAAGGAGGAGAUGCCUUUUGCUUCUGGAGGACGGGUGCCAUGCUCAGAGGAAAGUAUCCUUGGGAACAGAGGUGGUGCUGUGCAGAGGCGAGCCUUCAGGGUUUCAAGUGCUUGGACCUCGCCCAGCUCUGGCCGGGUGCCGGGAAUUGAGAUGGUGUCAGGUGACAAGAGGCCACGUUCCCCGCAGCUGGCCUCCUCCUCAGGCUGUGAUGAAGGGGUCAGAAUACCUGCAACGGCCACACAACCACGAUGACCGCAGACUCCCCAGCAACCACAAUUGCAGCCACCACACCGUAGGGCCGUAUGACCAACAUCAGCAAUCGCUACGGUAAACUGCAGCAAGCACACAAGCACACAACAGCAGUCGCAACCACACCAUCUGCGCGACCACACAACACCCACACAAGCACCGUGACCUGCAGCAACCACUGCGUCAGUGGCCAUUUAUCAACUCUGUCUCAUGUUCCGACUUGAGACCCGGAAAGGGAGGUCUGCCAUGCCUCCCGAGACAGAUCAGCGGAGCCCUGGGAGGCUUCUCGGACCUUUGGGUGGGAAUGAGCCGGUGGGAACUUGGAUCAGCCUCGCUUUCCGGUCUGUAUUUGGCUUGUAAAGGCAGAACUACAGUAGGACGUCAGACACCUGUAGCGUUGUACUUUCAGGUGCAGUACGAGGGACGUACAAGCUGCACCCACUGCGGAAGUUCUUCAGAGGACGAUGCUGACCUUACCAGCGUGUGGUAAAACAAGGUCUGUUCACAGGUCAGGGACACAGAGUGAUCAAAACAGAGUGCCCUUCAAACAAACACUUGCAUGCAAAUAUUCAUUGCAACAUCACUUAAAAUAGUGGAAGUUACAAACGACCCAAAUGUCCAUCAGCUGACCAAUGGCUAAAGAAAACGCGGCAUAUCCAUACGUGGAGUAGUAUCCAGCCAUAAAAGAAACAGAAUAGUGCUUUGAUCUACAACACACACCCAUGGGCCUCGAAAACAUUAUGGUAUACAUGAAACCCAGAGUUCCUGCCCCUGCAUUCAAGUGAGAGGAGACAGAUGAUUAACAAAUAAAUACAUAUUUAAGAAUGAACAGGCCCAGGAGACUGUAAGUCUUGCUUUGGAUGUCAAGCAGCCUAAUGAGAGCUCUACCAGGGGUAUCACCUGUCUGGGUGACCGUGCAGCACAAUCUCGACUAAGGUGAUAUAUAACCGGACCAUCCUGAUCUCAAUCCUGUACGGUGCCCGUGAGGUUGGGGCAUGGGAGAAGAGGAGGAGGGGGGCCAUGUUCCCUUCAUGAUCUCCUUUUACAUGUGUCCCCUCCAACUGGUCACCACCCUGUGUCACCACUUGCACUUUGCAAAAGAGGAAGCUGAUGCAGAAGGCGUGAGAAGUCUGAGGAAGAGACAAAGCUGAGAGGUGAGGAAACUGAGGCCAACAAAGAUGCAGAACUUUCCCAGUGUCACCAGAACAUAAGUGGCGGAGCCAGGACUGGAGGACUGGAGGAAAGGCCCUCAAGUAACCAGCCUCAAAAGCAGGUUGCAGCUAAUUGAAUGGGACGGUGAUGAUUCCUUCUUCAGUUGGUCAAACAGCUAAAUCCGCCUUCGAACCUGCGGCCGUGCAGCUCCCGUGACGUCCGUUUCUGCCUGUUUCGGGUUUGGGGGAUGUGCAGCCACACACCUUCCCUGUCUGUGCUCCAAGCCCACUAACAGCCCGUUCACACCGCUCCAAGUUCAUUACUGCAGAGAGGUGGGAGCACGUAAGGGGAGUGAACCGGAGACUUAGGACUCAACUGCACCAGGCACCUGAUGAAAAGUGAAGAAGCAGGACGCCCGGCCGGCUCAGUUAAGUACCAGAUCCUUGAUUUCUGCUUGGGUCAUGAUGCCAGAGUUGUGGGACUGAGCCGAGCGUCAGGCUCUGGGCUGAGCAUGGAGCCUGCUUAAGAUUCUCUCCCUCUGCCCCCUCCCCCGCUUGCAUGCUCUCUCUUUAAAAUAAAAUUAAGGAAAAAGUGAAGAAGCAAUAAAAGAAGGAGUGAGUGCCACUGCCUAGUAAUUGUGGGACUCAAAGCAACAACUGGCCCCGGCCCCCACCCCCUUUCAAGGAGAAAGUCUUCAAAUAGCAGAGGGAGGAGGGGGGAGGAGGAGGAAGGGAGGAGCGGAGGAGGGGAGCAGGGCCUACUUCUCUGACCCCUGUUUCCCCGCAGAGUCACCUCACGUGAAUUAUUAAGCCCCGAACAAGCUGAGGAAACAGUUUUCUGCAAGCAGGGAUUCUGGGAAAAAUGUGAAGACCCGAGCCGAAUUAGCCCUACGUGUUGUUCUAAUGCGUGUUUAACUGUGCGUGGUUUUUGCACGUUUAACGCGUUAAGUGUGUGUGUAAAUAUCUUUGAAAGCCCAAAGUCCCGGGGUCUCCCACGGAGGCCACUGUGAGGACUGCACAGGUUUCCUGCAUUCCUGAGUCUUUGAGGCCCCGCUCCCUGGGGACUCUGCAUAGAGAAGGAGGCCAGAGCCUGCAGGUGAGGGCCCCCUGGGUCCCUCUGCCAGAUACCUGGGGGUGAGUUACAGGUGUCCCCGGAGCAGCAGAUCCACACCAAGGGUUACCAAGGCAACACCUGCUCCUCCUGGGACAAGAGAGGAAGGGAGUGCUGACAGAGUAGGAUUGCAUGAGCUGCCUUUCCAGAGGGAUCUGGGCUAAAAAUACCCAUGCAGUUGGCACUUGCUGGGUUUCGGGAGCCUCUGCCUCAUGUCUGGCUCCUGGUGUUCUGACCCUCCAGUGCAGGGUGCAGGACCACGGGGGUGUGGAGGGCAGGCGCUUGAGAAAACCCCUGAUGGCCUUACCGUGGCGUGGGGGCCUGAGUCAGAGCUGGGGUGAAGAAGAGGAGGGACACUGUCUUCCUGGCAGACGCAGGGCCUGUCUUGUUUGCCUGCACCGGAAGUCAAUAGGUUGGUCACUCCUGGGCAGCCCACCUAGGGUAAUCAAACCGCUGGCAGCUCCUGAGGGCUCUUGAACUUGCCCGCCCUUCCUGAGAGGUCCCUGCCAGCCUGGGAUUUGCUGGCCCGGGGCUUCCCGGCUCCCUGGGUCCCACGCUGCAGGGGCACGCACUGAAGCAGAGAAAUGAGCUCAGACCCCUGCUCUUCCCAGGCUUCCAGUCCGUGCUUCUGAAGGCAGCCUUCAUGCUGGGCCUGUGUACACAGACCGGGAGAGCUGAGGUCUGCGCUCAGCUUCAGUGUGUCCUGGGAUUUGGACAUCCGGGAAUCUCUGGGCAUCAAGGACCUGUGAGGCUGGCUAUUGAACAACCUGUGUGCGCUGCAGAUAGACGGCAGAUGACAGACUCUGUUUCAUGCCUCCAAGGCUGCAGAGCUGAAUCAGAGAAACCUCCAGUGGCUUAAGGUUCACUAGGUUGGUUUCCUUACAUGGUUACAGAGCUACUAAUGUGUUCUUAAUGAGCUGCCAUUUACUUAUGCAAAUAGCGGGGCACAGAUGCCAGGCGGAUUAGGGCUCAGCAGAGAGGCAUGCCUCUGCAUAUUGCUUAUGUGUUAACACAGGAGUCCCUGUCCUUUCGGAUCGACUGUGCUUUUUGUCUUUAAUGCUGCUGUGUGGGCAGUGUGUGUGUGCAUAUGUGCAUACGUGUGCGUGUUAGGGGGUCUCACCAAGCCGCCCUGGCAUGAAGACAUCUCUACCAGCCAGAGUUCCUGGUGGGAGUCACAGACCUCCCCCUGCCCACAUCUGCCUCGAGCCUGGCGGAAGACCACUGCCGAAGACCUGUGAGGGAGGAGGGGCAGGGGCUGUUGAGCCACGUGGUGUAAUGGGCUCGCUGGAUCCAAGCAGUGCUGUGAAUUUCACUUCUGGUCAUCGUGAACAACUUUUAGCAAAGGUUCCCUUGUAUCUUGUCAAAGGACCCCUCUCCCCCCACGAAAAAAAACCCAAAACCAAAACACAAAAACAGCACACCCCCCCCGCCCCCAAAACAAAAACCAUGAAACAAAGCACUGUGUUUAUUACUCUUCUGCUCUCGCGAGAGACCUCCCCGUCACAUGAGAGCAGGCGCUGCUCGGACGUGAUGGUGUGCCGUCUCCGAGCGUGUAGCUGUGGCCUUGGCACUGUUAUCUUCGCUGGCACAAGGGAGCAGCUUGCAGGGGCUGCUGACAUUUGGUACCACACCAGGCACUGUCCAAACAGAACCGAAUAGGCCUCUCUCCUCAUUUCUCAGAGCUUUUGGAACAUGUAUCAGAAAGCAAAAAUCUGUCCAAACAGGCAUGGCGUUCUGGGGCGAGUCAGUGCCACGUUUCUGAUGUGCUUCUAGGCCUGUCUGCCCUGGCAUCUUAUUGGCAUUGUUUUGCUGGCACUCCUUUUCUCCAGCAAUAACUGCUUUGCUUGGAUACCUUUGUGCUCACCGCAGACCCUCCCCGCCUGGCUGGCCUGCUCCUUAACCUGGUGGGAAAUGCCCGCUGCUGAAGACUCACUGAUGUUGCCACGUGAGGCUCUUUGUGUUCCCUCCUGAGACGUCACACUCGUAGCUUACCCUUCCUGUCCCCACAUCCCAUGCCUCCGCAGGUCCUUACCCAUCCCUUUCCCUCUCUGUGGCUGACACUUCUCUGCGUGAGCCUGUGCAGCUCCUUCCUGGGAACCUCGCCUGGCAGGGACCGUUGGCCCCCAUGGCAGCCGGGAGGAUGAAAGCAUUUUUUGGUCUGUGCCUGUUCCCUCCAGCCCGGGAGUCCCCUCUUUGGGGAGAGCUGUGACUCCUGAGUGGGGCACAUCUAUUAAUUUUUCAGGGCUGCCGUAACAAAUUACCACAAACUGAGCGGCUUCUAACUACAGAGAUGCAUCCUUUUGUAGUUCUGGAGGCCAGAAGUGUGAACUCAAGGUGCGGGCAGAGCCACGUUCCCUCAGAAGGCUCUAGGAGAAUCUUCCUUGCCUCUUCCUUGCUUCCGGUGGUUGCUGGCAGUCCUUGGCACUCCUUGACUUACAGAUGCGUUACUCCCACCUCUGCCUCUGUUGUCACGUGGCCUUCUCUCCGUUCCUUCCUCCGGGCGGCAUUUUCACGGCUCCUUCACCUCUCUGGAUGUGAACAGGAGGCACCACAAUCUUCUGGUCUUGGUUUGGCUGCUUCAAGGGCCACCUUGUGGACAGUCACUGCUCUUCUGGAUAUUUCGUUCGUGUGCGUCCUGGCAGGACAACAGAAGCGCCCUGGGCUGUGGUGGGAGCGUUCUGAGAACGGGAUGCCCUCUCUGUGCCUGGUCAGAUGCAGCUCUCCGUGGUGCUGUCUCUGCACAGCCCCUUCCUUGACUUGUAUUUUAUUUUAGCACUUCCUCCUAAAUUGCAGUGAAGUGUGAACUCACCUGUUUCCUCUCUGGACUCUGAGCUCCAUGAGGUCAAAGGCUGCGCUUUUACUCCAGAGAUUCAGCCAGGAGAAUGGUAGACCCUUAGUAGAUGUUUGCUGAGCAGAGGAUACUUCAGGGAGCUCACCAAGUCCAUACUCAGGGAAUAAAGUAGUGAAUGAACGAAUAUGGGCCAUUGUCAUGGAGUAUUACUUGACUUAGACAACGACAGCUGCUGUAGAAAGCUCAACACAUGGACCUAUGACAGUAUCUGUCAGGAGGACCUGAUCAGCCCUGAGAGCUAAGGAAGGCUGGCUUCCUUGGAACGUGGCAUUCAAACUAUGCUUUGAAGAGACAGCCCUCUCUGUUGGAGCUUUUCUGCGCCGGCUGAGGAAACUGGUUCUGCGUGAUGUGUUAUUGCCCCUCCUUCUGAACAGGAACAAUGUUUCAUAUGAAGCAAAUGUCUUUCAGUUCCUGGUGGCAUUUCUGACAGCUUCUGGAAGAGGAGUUCUGCUUGGCAGAUUCCUGGAGUGUCUUCUACAUGCUUCAACCUGUUCUCUCCCAGUGUGGUGCACUUCAGGUCUGGGUUCACAUUGAGCCACCUGAGAGGAGCUGGGAACGUGCUGUUUCUCAUCAUUUCCACCCAGCAAGAGAAUUGGAGAGAAAGAGCUACACCCAAGCCAAUUAUGGCAGGGUCCUUGGGGGCUGUUAUGUAAUCUUCCAGAGACAGUGGAAUGGAGUGGGCCUUGAGUUCCAGUGGGCACACUGGCUGAAGUCUUUUCUGUACUCCAGGUCUUGGGCCAUCUGUGGUGGAGCAAGCUCCCUCAAUGCUGGAGAAAGUCCUUUGGCAGAGAAGAAGCUUACAGCAUGCUGGGACCUGCCUGCUGCACCUGUGGGGGGAUUUAGUGCCUUUCAUUGGCUGAGCUCAACUGGAAGCAGAAGGAAACGUUGCCUGGAUAAUGCAGUCCACAGGGGUCUGUCUUCUGAAGGACAGCAUGGGGCAAAGAGAGCCAGAGGAUGGGGCAGAGAGGUGGCAAUGAGAACACAGUCUGACUGAUUGCUUCCAGAAUGCCUCCCCCCUUUCCAUCCAAUCUCACAGUCGUCAUCUUUGUUACAGCAUCAUCAUUCUACCCGUGGACUAUUGGGACAACCUCCUAACACAUCUCCCUAUCUCCAAUCCACCAAUACUAAUGCCUGUGACACAGACUGAGUCCUACCACUUCCCUUUCAGAGAACUCUGGUGUUUCUCAUUCUCUACUCCUUACUGAAGAUGGCCAGAUGAAAGGCAAUUUAGGGGAUAAAAAGACAAUUCUGAGACUUCACAUCUUAUUUCUAAAAAGGAGAAUCAGUAUUAAGAAGCUGGAAAUGGGUAAUUUCACCAUAAAAAAGUUGUGGUUAAAAAGAGUGUAAAUUUGACGCUUUAAUGUCUUAGCUCAUAGCCAAGUCUUCUCAGUUAAAAUUUUCCUUCCAGACUUGUUUUCCAGGACUUGUGUUCUGCAUUCUCCCAUGUGCCUUGGGUACCAGCCCUGACAUCACUGGACUGCACCAUCCAUGCUGAGAAUUCUAUACCUUUGCUCUUGCUGUUCUUCAAGCCCAGAAAGCCCCUCCCCAGCUGGCCUCCUUGGUGGAUGGUUUGAUCAACAGUUCAUGGUUUGUCUAGAUGGAGUGAAGAUACCAAAAUGGAGUAGGAGACAGAUCAGAAACCUCAAGAGGGGACGCUCAAGGCAUAUAGGAGUGAAUUAUGAGCAAUGUUCUGGGAUGGUGCCGGAGAUGCGUGGACCGAGCCCAGGCCACAGGCUGCCCGAGCCCGCCCCCUGCCCCGCCGCAGGUGGGAACCCUGAGCCCUGGGCCUUGGGCCGCCGCCACCGCCACGUCCUAGCCCUGCCCGAGGAGGAGGCAUGGCGGCCCCAGCAGUGCGCCCUGCUCGAGGCCGACGCCUCGGACGAGGUGGGCAUGCUGCCCGCCUCCCCGCGUGCCGUCGCCGCGGGCUUCGACAACUUCUUCCCGGUGCAGGAGGGCGAGGGCCCCGGCUGGGAGGGCGGUGCGGCCCUGGAAGCUGGCUCCAGCCCGUUCCUCCCGGUGAGCCCCGAGGUGAUGAAGCGGCGGCGCGGGGGGCUCAUCGAGCAGCGCGACAUCAUCAAGGCCCACGAGGCGCACAAGAUGCAGAGCACCCCGCAGGCCCGGCGCAAGGAGUGGGAGAUGGCUCGCUUCGGGGAGGCGGUGGUCGGCAGGCCGGGGUCGGGCGAUGGAGACUCGGACCAGAGCAGGAACCGGCAAGGAACCCCGGUGCCGGCCUCGGGGCCAGCGGCCGCCUACAAGCAGUCGAAAGCGCAGAGGGCGCGGACUAUGGCUUUGUACAACCCCAUUCCCGUCCGGCAGAACUGUUUCACCGUCAACAGAUCCCUGUUCAUCUUCGGAGAAGAUAAUAUUGUCAGGAAAUACGCCAAGAAGCUCAUCGAUUGGCCGCCGUUUGAAUACAUGAUUUUAGCCACCAUCAUUGCCAACUGCAUUGUCUUGGCCCUGGAACAGCAUCUUCCUGAGGAUGACAAGACCCCGAUGUCCCGCAGACUGGAAAAGACAGAACCAUAUUUCAUUGGGAUCUUUUGCUUUGAAGCUGGUAUCAAAAUUGUGGCCCUGGGGUUCAUCUUCCAUAAGGGCUCGUACCUCCGCAAUGGCUGGAAUGUCAUGGAUUUCAUCGUGGUCCUCAGUGGCAUCCUGGCUACGGCAGGAACCCACUUCAACACACAUGUGGACCUGAGGACCCUUCGGGCUGUGCGUGUCCUGAGGCCCCUGAAGCUCGUGUCAGGGAUACCUAGCCUACAGAUUGUGUUGAAGUCCAUCAUGAAGGCCAUGGUGCCUCUUCUGCAAAUUGGCCUUCUGCUCUUCUUUGCCAUCUUGAUGUUCGCCAUCAUUGGCUUGGAGUUCUACAGUGGGAAGUUGCACCGGGCAUGUUUCACGAACAGUUCAGGCAUUCUAGAAGGAUUUGACCCUCCUCACCCAUGUGGUGUGCAGGGCUGCCCAGCUGGUUAUGAAUGCAAGGACUGGAUUGGCCCCAACGAUGGGAUCACCCAGUUUGAUAACAUCCUUUUUGCUGUGCUGACUGUCUUCCAAUGCAUCACCAUGGAAGGAUGGACCACCGUGCUGUACAAUACCAAUGAUGCCUUAGGAGCCACCUGGAAUUGGCUGUACUUCAUCCCCCUCAUCAUCAUUGGAUCCUUCUUUGUUCUCAACCUCGUUCUGGGAGUGCUUUCCGGGGAAUUUGCCAAAGAGAGAGAGAGAGUGGAGAACCGGAGAGCUUUCAUGAAAUUGCGGCGGCAGCAGCAGAUUGAGCGUGAGCUGAAUGGGUACCGCGCCUGGAUAGACAAAGCAGAGGAAGUCAUGCUUGCUGAAGAAAAUAAAAACGCUGGAACAUCAGCCUUAGAAGUGCUUCGAAGGGCAACCAUCAAAAGGAGCCGGACAGAGGCCAUGACUCGAGACUCCAGCGAUGAGCACUGUGUUGAUAUCUCCUCUGUGGGCACACCUCUUGCCCGAGCCAGCAUCAAAAGCGCAAAGGUGGAUGGGGCCUCCUAUUUCCGGCACAAAGAAAGGCUUCUGCGCAUCUCUAUCCGCCACAUGGUCAAAUCCCAGGUGUUUUACUGGAUUGUGUUGAGCCUUGUGGCUCUCAACACUGCCUGUGUGGCCAUCGUCCAUCACAACCAGCCCCAGUGGCUCACCCAUCUCCUCUACUAUGCAGAAUUUCUGUUUCUGGGACUGUUCCUCUUGGAGAUGUCCUUGAAGAUGUAUGGCAUGGGGCCUCGACUUUACUUUCACUCUUCAUUCAACUGUUUUGAUUUUGGGGUCACAGUGGGCAGUAUCUUUGAAGUGGUCUGGGCAAUCUUCAGACCUGGUACAUCUUUUGGAAUCAGUGUCUUGCGAGCUCUCCGGCUUCUAAGAAUAUUUAAAAUAACCAAGUAUUGGGCAUCUCUGCGAAAUCUGGUGGUCUCCUUGAUGAGUUCUAUGAAGUCUAUCAUCAGUUUGCUCUUCCUCCUCUUCCUCUUCAUCGUUGUCUUUGCUCUCCUAGGAAUGCAGCUGUUUGGGGGAAGGUUUAACUUUAAUGAUGGGACUCCUUCAGCAAACUUUGACACCUUUCCGGCAGCCAUCAUGACUGUAUUCCAGAUCCUAACAGGUGAGGACUGGAAUGAGGUUAUGUACAAUGGGAUCCGCUCCCAGGGUGGAGUUAGCUCAGGCAUGUGGUCAGCUAUCUAUUUCAUUGUGCUCACCUUGUUUGGAAACUACACACUGCUGAAUGUGUUCUUGGCCAUUGCUGUAGACAAUCUGGCCAAUGCCCAAGAGCUGACCAAGGAUGAACAAGAAGAAGAGGAGGCCUUCAACCAGAAACAUGCAUUGCAGAAGGCCAAGGAGGUCAGCCCGAUGUCUGCACCCAACAUGCCUUCUAUCGAAAGAGACAGAAGGAGAAGACACCACAUGUCGAUGUGGGAGCCACGCAGCAGCCACCUGAGGGAGCGGAGGCGCCGGCACCACAUGUCAGUGUGGGAGCAGCGCACCAGCCAGCUGAGAAGGCACAUGCAGAUGUCCAGCCAGGAGGCCCUCAACAAAGAGGAGGCCCCACCAAUGAACCCCCUCAACCCCCUCAACCCGCUGAGCCCCCUCAACCCACUCAACGCCCACCCGAGCCUCUACCGGAGACCCAGACCCAUUGAGGGCCUGGGCCUGGGCCUGGAGAAAUGUGAGGAGGAGCGCAUUAGCCGCGGGGGGUCCCUCAAGGGGGACGGAGGGGACCUGCCGAGUGCCUUGGACAACCAGAGGAGCCCCUUGUCCUUGGGCAAACGGGAGCCACCAUGGCUGGCCAGGCCGUGUCAUGGGAACUGUGAUUCGACCCAGCAGGAGGCUGGGGGAGGGGAGACUGUGGUGACCUUCGAGGACCGGGCCAGGCACAGGCAGAGCCAGCGGCGCAGCAGGCACCGUCGUGUCAGGACCGAAGGCAAGGAACCCUCCUCCACCUCCCGGAGCAGGUCUGCCAGCCAGGAGCGGAGUCUGGAUGAAGAGGGGCCCACCGAGGGGGAGAAGGACCGCGAGCCCAGGGCCAGCCACGGGGGCAAGGAACCCACAAUCCAGGAAGAGGAAAGAGGCCAAGACUUAAGGAGGACCAACAGUCUGAUGGUGCCCAGAGGCUCCGGGCUGGCAGGAGCCCUCGACGAGGCCAACACACCCUUAGUCCAGCCGCAGCCAGAGUUGGAAAUGGGGAAGGACACGGCUCUGACAGAGCAGGAGCCGGAGGGCAGCAGUGAGCAAGCUCUGCUGGGGGAUGUGCAGUUGGACAUGGGCCGGGCCAUCAGUCAGAGUGAGCCCGACCUCUCCUGUGUCACGGCCAACACGGACAAGGCCACCACUGAGAGUACCAGCGUCACCGUCGCCAUCCCCGACGUGGGCCCCUUGGUGGACUCAACUGUGGUUCACAUUAGCAACAAGACUGAUGGAGAAGCCAGUCCUUUGAAGGAGGCAGAGAUCAAAGAGGAGGAGGAAGAGGUAGAGAAGAAGCAGCAAAAGAAGGAGAAGCGUGAGACGGGCAAAGCCAUGGUUCCCCACAGCUCUAUGUUCAUCUUCAGCACCACCAACCCGAUUCGCAGGGCCUGCCACUACAUUGUGAACCUGCGCUACUUUGAGAUGUGCAUUCUCCUGGUGAUCGCAGCCAGCAGCAUUGCCCUGGCAGCCGAGGACCCUGUCCUGACCAACUCGGAGCGCAACAAAGUCCUGAGGUAUUUUGACUAUGUUUUCACUGGCGUGUUCACCUUUGAGAUGGUUAUAAAGAUGAUAGACCAGGGCUUGAUCCUGCAGGAUGGGUCCUACUUCCGAGACCUAUGGAACAUCCUGGACUUUGUGGUGGUGGUUGGCGCAUUGGUGGCCUUUGCUUUGGCGAACGCCUUAGGAACUAACAAGGGGCGGGACAUCAAGACCAUCAAAUCUCUGAGGGUGCUCCGAGUUCUGAGACCGCUGAAGACCAUCAAGCGCUUGCCCAAGCUCAAGGCUGUCUUUGAUUGCGUGGUGACUUCCUUGAAGAAUGUCUUCAACAUACUCAUUGUCUACAAGCUCUUCAUGUUCAUCUUCGCUGUCAUCGCAGUUCAGCUCUUCAAGGGAAAGUUCUUUUAUUGCACGGACAGUUCCAAGGACACAGAGAAGGAGUGCAUAGGCAACUAUGUAGAUCAUGAAAAAAACAAGAUGGAGGUGAAAGGCCGGGAAUGGAAGCGCCAUGAAUUCCACUACGACAACAUUAUCUGGGCCCUGCUGACCCUCUUCACUGUCUCCACAGGGGAAGGAUGGCCUCAAGUCUUACAGCAUUCUGUCGAUGUGACAGAGGAAGACCGAGGACCAAGCCGCAGCAACCGCAUGGAGAUGUCCAUCUUUUACGUGGUCUACUUUGUGGUCUUCCCUUUCUUCUUUGUCAAUAUCUUUGUGGCUCUCAUCAUCAUCACCUUCCAGGAGCAAGGAGACAAGAUGAUGGAGGAGUGCAGCCUGGAGAAGAACGAGAGGGCGUGCAUCGACUUCGCCAUCAGUGCCAAACCUCUCACCCGCUACAUGCCGCAGAACAGGCAUACCUUCCAGUACCGCGUCUGGCACUUCGUGGUGUCGCCGUCCUUUGAGUACACCAUUAUGGCCAUGAUCGCCUUGAACACCGUCGUGCUGAUGAUGAAGUACUACUCUGCUCCCUGUACCUAUGAACUGGCCCUGAAGUACCUGAAUAUUGCCUUCACCAUGGUGUUUUCUCUGGAAUGUGUCCUAAAGAUCAUCGCGUUUGGCUUCUUGAACUAUUUUCGAGAUACCUGGAAUAUCUUUGACUUUAUCACCGUGAUUGGCAGUAUCACAGAAAUCAUUCUGACAGACAGCAAGCUGGUGAACACCAGUGGCUUCAAUAUGAGCUUUCUGAAGCUCUUCCGAGCUGCUCGUCUCAUCAAGCUUCUACGUCAGGGCUACACCAUCCGUAUUUUACUUUGGACUUUUGUACAGUCCUUUAAGGCCCUCCCCUACGUCUGCCUUUUGAUUGCCAUGCUUUUCUUCAUCUAUGCCAUCAUCGGGAUGCAGGUAUUCGGAAACAUAAAAUUAGAUGAGGAGAGUCACAUCAACCGACACAACAACUUCCGGAGUUUCUUCGGGUCUCUCAUGUUACUCUUCAGGAGUGCCACAGGUGAGGCCUGGCAGGAGAUAAUGCUGUCGUGCCUCGGGGAGAAAGGCUGUGAGCCCGACACCACUGCGCCAUCAGGGCAGAAUGAGAAUGAGCGCUGUGGCACCGAUCUGGCCUAUGUUUACUUUGUCUCCUUCAUCUUCUUCUGCUCCUUCUUGAUGCUCAACCUGUUUGUGGCCGUCAUCAUGGACAACUUUGAGUACCUGACUCGGGACUCAUCCAUCCUAGGGCCCCACCACUUGGACGAGUUUGUCCGCGUCUGGGCAGAAUAUGACAGAGCUGCAUGCGGCAGGAUCCCGUAUAAGGAUAUGUACAAAUUAGUGCGGGUGAUCUCGCCGCCUCUGGGCCUGGGAGAGAACUGCCCCUACAGGGUGGCUUGCAAGAGGUUGGUCCUGAUGAAUAUGCCAGUAGCUGAGGACAUGACAGUCCACUUCACCUCCACACUCAUGGCUCUGAUACGGACAGCACUGGACAUCAAAAUCGCCAAAGGUGGUGCAGACAGACAGCAGCUAGACUCAGAACUACAAAAGGAGACCCUGGCCAUCUGGCCUCACCUAUCCCAGAAGAUGCUAGAUCUGCUCGUGCCCAUGCCCAAAGCCUCUGACCUGACUGUGGGCAAAAUCUAUGCAGCAAUGAUGAUCAUGGACUACUAUAAACAGAGUAAGGUGAAGAAGCAGAGGCAGCAGCUGGAGGAACAGAAAAACGCACCCAUGUUCCAGCGCAUGGAGCCUUCAUCUCUGCCUCAGGAGAUCAUUGCUAAUGCCAAAGCCCUGCCUUAUCUCCAGCAAGACCCUGUCUCAGGCUUGAGUGGCCGUGGUGGAUACCCUUCGAUGAGUCCGCUCUCCCCCCAGGAAAUAUUCCAGUUGGCUUGUAUGGACCCAGCCGAUGAUGGACAGUUUCAGGAACAGCAGUCUCUGGAGCCAGAGGUUAGUGAAUUAAAAAGCGUGCAGUCCUCUAACCAUGGCAUCUACCUUCCUUCGGACACCCAGGAGCAUACGGGAUCUGGGAGGGCAUCCUCUAUGCCACGCCUGACUGUGGAUCCCCAGGUGGUGACAGACCCUAGCUCCAUGAGACGCUCAUUUUCCACCAUUCGGGAUAAGCGUUCAAAUUCCUCAUGGUUGGAGGAAUUCUCUAUGGAGAGAAGCAGUGAAAACACCUACAAGUCACGUCGCCGGAGUUACCACUCCUCCCUGAGACUGUCAGCUCAUCGCCUGAAUUCUGACUCAGGCCACAAGUCUGACACCCACCGCUCAGGGGGCAGAGAGCGGGGACGUUCAAAAGAGCGAAAGCAUCUUCUCUCUCCCGAUGUCUCCCGCUGCAACUCAGAGGAGCGAGGGACCCAGGCUGACUGGGAGUCCCCCGAGCGCCAUGAGUCCAGGUCUCCCAGCGAGGGCAGGUCACAGACCCCCAACAGACAGGGCACGGGUUCCCUGAGUGAGAGCUCCAUCCCCUCCAUCUCUGACACCAGCACUCCGAGACGAAGUCGCCGGCAGCUCCCGCCCGUGCCACCAAAGCCUCGGCCCCUCCUUUCCUACAGCUCCCUGAUUCGACACACCGGGAGCAUGUCUCCACCGGCUGAUGGAAGCGAGGGUGGCUCUCCGCUGGCCUCCCAAGCCCUGGAGAGCCCUGAGGCCGGCCUGGCGGAAUCUUCCAGCUCCCGGCACGUACAGCAGGGUCAGCACGCCUCCCCACAGCGCUACAUCUCCGAGCCCUACCUGGCCCUGCACGAAGACUCCCACGCCUCGGACUGUGGCGAGGAGGAGACGCUCACCUUUGAAGCAGCUGUGGCCACCAGCCUGGGCCGCUCCAACACCAUCGGCUCGGCCCCACCGCUGCGGCACAGCUGGCAGAUGCCCAACGGGCACUAUCGACGGCGGAGGCGCGGGGGGCCCGGGCCAGGUGUGAUGUGUGGGGCUGUCAGCGACCUCCUGAGUGACACGGAAGAGGACGACAAGUGCUAGAGGCUGCUCCCCCCUCCGAUGCAUGCUCUUCUCUCACACGGAGAAAACCAGGACCGAAUUGGGAAGCCAGUGCUGCCCGGGGGGGAGGAAGAGGGAGGAGGAAGAGAGAAGGACACCAUGCAUUAUUGGACAAGACGAAGGAAAGGACCCAAGGAAAACCAGUCGAACGCGCCCGAUUGCUUUACUUCCCUUUGCAAGAUGGGCACUGCCAUAGUUUUGCCUCUUUGCUGGGGAAAGGAAAUACAAGAACACAGAGGGUUAUUCCCACGGCAGAAGGGACGUGAGGAUGGCUUUGCUUCCCCUUGCCCCUUCCCACUUUUCUCUAAGCCGUGGAGGGAUGGAGCUGGCCUGUGUCUACGCCCCUUGCCCUGAAAAGCCUGGAAGAUUUUUCUGGCUCUUAACUGGGGAGUCGUGGAGGCCACAGGAGAGGAACCUCCUCCCUCACCAGCUCUUGCUCCCUGGCCAGCACCACUGCCAUCAGGGCAACCGCAACGGCAUCUCAUGCAUUACCCUCUGGCUUGCUUCCCCCAAAGAAGCACAGGCUAAGUUUAGGAGCCUUGGAUGCCAAGGAUAGGAGGCAAGGAGGGAGGGAAAAGCUGAAGUGGAACAAGGGGUCAGGGUGCCGUGGCAGCAGCAGCAAGGGCUGGUCUGGGUGAGCAAAGCCAUAGUCCAGCAGCCCAGACCACAGGGGAGAGGCUCAGAGAGAUGAUGAAUGGGUGGUGUUGGGGGCAACAGUCCUGUCUCUUGGAAGCCUGUCACCCACUCAGUAGGUGCUGCAUUAGGGUAGGCCAGGGAGGUCCCUCAGGCUCCACAGAGGUCCCUGACGCUCCAGGAAGGGUGAUAUUUUAAAAGCAUUUAACCCCUCUGGCCAGCGCACCAGCUGGUGUGAGCAGAGGUUCAGCCUUCCUGCUGGCGCCCCGUGCUCUGCCAGGCCUUAGCCCUGCAAAUGCUGGUCAUAAGGGAUCCCUGAGGGGGGUGGGGGCCGUGUAAGGCACGGUCUGUUUUCCAACCAGUCUAGAAGAACGUGGAACAGUCCUACAGUUGUAUCAGCACAUACAGCCAAAUGUCAACCUAGACUCUGGCCCAGGAGCCCGCGGGCCUCUCUGCCAGUCCCUGACCAGGCAGCACACAUAAACCCAAGGUGGGCCCUACAUCACCUGGUAGAGACUUCUAGAGAGAGAGGAAAGGCAGACAGAUUGAAAUGAGAAGCUUCCAUGGGAGCAUCAGUGUGAGUUUGCUGAGGACCUCCUGGGAGGAGGGGCCCUUGGUCUGGCAGCUUCCUCAGCCAGCUUGUGCUUAAGGGUCAGUUUGGCAUGAUACUUGGAAGGUGAUCAGUAAAUAUACCUCAGCUUAGACCUGGGCUGCUCCUCCUAGCAAAGCAGGCUCUGACGGGGCCUCAUCACAUCAUGUGAUGAGACUGGGCUUUACCCCUCCCCAGAGUAAGAGCUGGGCAGAAGACAGCCUCAGGCCACUGUGUCCUUCUUAACUCCCCAAUCUCAGAAGCGUUACGAAAAAGAGAGCCUUUCUUGGCUAAUCCGUGCUCCUCUUGUUUCGACUGUCCAUUCAGGGAAGCACAUCACUCUCUUUAUCUGGUGGAAUGCACCGUCCCCUUCACUUCCUCCCUGGGCUCAUCACAGUAAGGAGAAGGAUCCCCGGAGAAGGGCGCCAGGCAGGGCUUUCCCUGCUCCACCGGGAGCAGAUGGGGCUUUCCUCGCAGGACCCUCCCCUGGCCUGACAUCACAGUGGAUAAACACUCUUUUUUAUCCUCCUCCAGCCAAAACAGACUCCACCUCUUGGGUAGGAGAAGUUAGGCACUGUUGUUUUUCUUAGAAGGAGCCUCUUUUUACUUAUGAAGCUUUUUGUUUGUUUUGGUUGAAAUGGAACUAAGGAGUAGUUGCAUCAACCCCGAAAAGCCAAAUACAAUCACGUGGCUGCAGGAUCAUUUGUCAUGGCUCUGCCUUCUCUUCUAGGUAUUGAUGCAGCUUCAUGACCCAUGGUCAGCCCCUCCGAUCAAAGGACUCCCAGGGCAGGAGACCAGUGAGGCAGAACAUAAGCUGCCUCCCCUCAGACCUUCCGCUCACUUUCAUUCUCGUCUCCCGCUGAGCACUUGUGUACUCGGGAGUAGCUAGCAGUGUGAACAUGACCGUGGAACGCCCCGAUCCUAACAGGCGUGCGCUUUACACAAGACUCAGGUGCUGGGCCUCAUAGUGUGGUAAAGGUUUCCUCUGCUCAGCAUCAUUUUGUGCCAAAGUGCUGCUGUGGGCUGCUUUCUGUGCACAAAAUUGCUUUCUUCCACCUCAGAAAUGCAGCUUUCCCUGGGGACAGGCCCACAACAGGACAGCCGUUCUGAGUCAGCAAGUCUAUUGCAUUGUGUUUUGAGAAAAGGAAUUGAAGCGAUAUCUUAAGCCAUUUCAACAGCAGGAGAAAUUUGGGCUGGCAGAGCAAUUACCAGAAAUGGAAUUUGCCUGUAAACCACAUUACGAACACUAAAUUUACCAUGCCAGGAAACCUUCCUGGACACCUGAACUCCUUAAACCCCUAUAUACACAAGAAUUUGAGUCUUAAACGAAGUGCUGUAAAGCCCUGCAGACGCAGUCUCCCGACCAACCACCUGCGUUUUUCUAGACCAGUUUCCCCUGACCAAGAAAUUGGGUUUCUUCUCCCUUAGCCUGCAUUUAUCUUUCCAUUAAGACCAGAAAAUAAAAGACAGUCUUCAGUUAAGUCACAGAACUCAUUAUCAUAAUCUUCUUCUAACCAUUUCCUUCUGCCUGUUGAUAAGUAUGAACUCUCACCUUCCCUCUAAUAGUUGACCAGGACAUCGCUUCCUACUUAUCAGAUUCUGCCUCUUCUCUUUCCUUUGUAAAGCAGCCCCUUGAGAUCUCAAAACAUGUGCUUCUCUUUGGAUUAAAAAAGUAUGGCAGCAUCUCAAGAAAUGCCAAGCAAACUGGGAACACUAUCAGUGUUUCAGACACUCGGUGUUAUCAGACUUAGUACUGCAGGUCCCCUCAGAAGAAUCUUUAUAUAUCCAGUUUCCCUUGCUAAUAUUAGUCUUCAGCAUCCUCUCAAAGAAGGAGUGAGGGAGAGAGGAAGGGGGAAAAAAAGAAGGAAAAGAAACCAAGGUGGAGAGAUAGUCUAUGUCUGUGUUUAGAUACUCCUCUCUUCACUCACAGCUCCAGGCAGACUUCUAGUAACUCACAUGUCUCCCUCUCUCAAUCCCCAUGAGGUCAGAAUGCCAGCCGGCCUUCAGACAUAGGAGUAGAGCUCUAGGUCAAGAGGCUCUGUGAACCAGGGUCAGGAUAGAAUUACCUCCACUAUAAAGAGGGUGUACCCUUGAAUGUCCCCCCCAGGGUCAACAUAAGCCAUGAACACAACUGCCCAAUGUGGAUCUGUCCCUUCUUCUAGCUGAGGAAUCAAUUUCUAUUCUGGGCUUCACUUCUGCUCACUACUCACUGUCCCUACAGGGUACUGAAAUCACGGACAUUUCUCUGAAGCUGAAAUCCAGAUGUUCUGGAUUUUGCACUCUCUUGACUCUGGGACCACAAAAAGACAACCCCAUAUCCCACCAUUCAGCCACCAUCUUCUUUCCAUACACACAUCCACCUCUCCUACAACCUUUGUGAUGAGCCUGAGUAUCUCCUGCCUUCUAUUCUCCUAUCCCAGCCCUUGCUCUGCUGCAUGUUAGCAUUGACCCAACUUCUGAGAUGGUUAAAUUCACCUAGUCCAGGCUUGUUUGUUGACGUGCCUGCCUCUGCUGUGGGGGAAUGCUUUGAUCUCAUGAAAAUGGUUGGGGACUCACCAGGUGAUACUCACAAGGUGAUCUGAAACAGUAUAAGGUGCAGUACUAUUGGGGCAUGAUGGGGAUAUGAAAUGUCUGCAUACUCAAUGAAAGCCUACUGCAGGCAAAUUAGGUCUCUCCUGGCAUAAUAGAACAAAAUUUAAUAAUUUUGAUUUUUUUUAAAGAAAGCUCUCAAUUUUUCAUUACAUCCUAUUUCUAAAGCCUGUUCUGGAUGUCUCAUUUUUGGACAGAGUUUGUCUUUAGUAGGUUGAGCCAAGGAUACAUGGAGAUUCAUUUCUCAGCUAAGCUAUAAUAAAUAUUAUGAGGUCAUGUAAAGAAAAGGUAUAUGUGUAACAGGCAGGGAGCAGAUAGUCCUCUACCUUGGAGGAACUUUGUGAAACUGGAAGGUUAAGGAAUUUUCACCCUUUUUUUUUGAAUCAGUUUCAUGUUUGUUACGAUGUGAGACCUUCAAAGGCAUGGUGCCAGUGUGCACAAAAAUCAUGGUGAGGAGAGGCAUUUCCAUGCCUUGGGGUAGCCUCUUCCUCACCAGAGUCUCCCUUCCUGUCCAUUCUUCCUCCCUAGAUUCCCAGGCCUUGAGCAUUGUCUGAGAGGUUUAGGUGAGGUCAUUGUAAGGCAAGAUAAAAGAGAGAAGUGGUCCCCCUACAAGUGGCCAGUUGGGUGUCAUGUUUUAAUUCCAGACAAGAGCCCCACAAGGAAUCAGGUCUAGGUUUGGAUAAAUCUAUCUCCAUACUGAGACUCUUAAUUUAAUAAAAGCCAAACAGAAUUAACUCAGGACUUAGGACCUAACCUUUGCAUGACAGGAUCAGAAGAGACGCCACAUUAAUGAGUGCUGCCUGUAUUUGCAGCUCUUUCUGUCUUUAGUUUUCUCUUCGGCAAACCACCCAGUAUAUUGUAGCCAUUUAUCCCAACAGAGCCCCAGCUGAUGGCUUCUCUGCUGGUUGCAGUAGCAGGUUUAGCUAAUGACAGCUGAGGUGAUCUGUCAGCCAUCAUGUGCUGACUGACCCUCAUUCAGUCAGAAGAACACAGACGUACCACAUGGGGGAUUGGAUAAAAAAACUGAACUAUCUUUGGUUUCUGAUGGCCAUCUUUUUCUUCCCUUAAAUCCUUCCUGCUUUGACCCUCUGAUGCUUAGGCAUCCUGGAGAAAUCACUCCAAGCCAAAGAUAACAGAUCCAUAGAUUGUCCCAGCCUACCCAAAGGGCCUGGAAAGCUUCGCUUAACAAAACUCAAGCCAGUUGGUGGAGAAAUAUGAAUGAGACUCACACAGAGUCUAAUGGAGAGCUGGGGUGCCUCCAAACUGCCCUUCUAUUUUUAUAGACUUCUUCCUUCUGCUCCCUUCCCUCGUGCUAAAAAUGGGGAGAAAGGGACACUAGUAUCUUGACCUAAAUGCAAACGAUUUUAUAAUAAGCCAUGCUACUAUGUAAAUACAUUAUUGAGGCUUGAAUUCUUAUUUCUGGGGGUAUGAAAGAGUUGAGCAAAUCUGAUUUUAAAAAUGGUAAGGGGAUCUAUGUUUAUUUUUAUUUGGUAUCUUUUUGUUUGGAUUUUUUGUAACCUGCUCUAGAAUAACAAUGAAGGAUAAAUAUGUGCUCUGCAGUGUUUCUGAAUCAGCUUCUAAUUAAUUUCCAUCAAACUUAAUAUAUUUAAACCAAAAAUCUGAGGUUAUAUAGUACCAGUUCCCUCUUCUCUGUUUCUUUUAUCUUUCUUCUCCUUCUAAGUCAGUCUCUGUCUCUUGUUUCUAGGGACAUAAAAUGUAACCUACAUUAAUGUAAAGUUUCCUGAAAACUUCAGUGAGAGCCAAGGAAAGAAUAGAAUGGAUGUAGAUUUUUUUUCCCUAGUACAUCUUUAAUCAAUAAGUAGGAAAUUUAGGUCUUGAGAAGAUAAAAUGUUUAGCAGUAUGGUAAUCUGGAAAUGAAAAUUAUUGGGGGUCAAAAAUAAUUCUAUUUCAGCCUUCCGUACUAGUGCCUUCAGCAAGGGUAUUGCGUCUACAUGCUUUAUUUCCCUCACUAGGAAAAUUGAAAUACUAAAGCUUGGCUAAUUAAUGGGUGUGUCAUAGUGUUUGUAAGUAAAUUACUAUCACAUCAUUUAAAGUUCUUAGUCUCCACAAAUCAACUUAGAAAAAUCUUCUGUCCUUAUAUCCCACUAAGGACCUAUGAAAUUCUUGGCAUUGCUAUAAGCAUUCAAUUUUUUGGAAGAAACUUCAUGUUUACUGGAACCUGAAUCCCAGAUUUGCUUUAUUUUCACCAUCUCUUCUUCCCAUUUUCCUUCCUUUUUUUUUUUUUUUUUUAGCUAAGAAAAAAAAAGUUGACUUUUGUUUUUGUUUUUAAUGCAGGAAAGAAAUUGAGUUUUCAUGGUCAGACCUUCCUGGUACCUUCUUUUUGUGGACACUUAAGCCAGUCCUAGAUCAAAUAACCAUUCUCUAAUGCUUAGGAUCCUCACAAAGUCCUCUUCUCUAACCCAACAUUGACACAGGAGUCUUUUCUCUCUCUCUUUGUUCUGCCAGUUUGUCAGAGGUAAGGGAUUCUCUCUAUAUUCUGGAAACAGAUCGGUAGCAUCUAUACCAACUACUACUGUUUCCUCUUCGGUUCACUCAGAGGUGGGCCCCAAAACUGAAAGGACACUAAAACAAAGCUGCCAAAUCCAAAUUUGACCUUAUUUGGUGACUCAGUUUUCUUUCCAGUACUCUGAUUUCUUUUAGCACUAGUCUGUACCACAUAGGAAACCCACUGCUCAAAGCAAGUCUGUUAGAAGUCUGUAUAAGGGAUGAGCAGGAAAAAACACACUCCAGAAUCUCAAGGUGCCAUUAAUCAAUUUAAAAAAUAAAGGUAAAAUGAAAUGAGGGCUAAACAAUGUAAUCUAACUGCCAAUUAAAGUAUACAGUAGUUCUGGUCUUAGCUACAUUUGAUAUGGUGUUCUACCACAUUAAGCAGAUCCCAGCAGAUAUAGUAAAAACAUAGGCAUUGAAUUUUAAUGCCUACCAAUGGGGAUAUAUACUUAGCCUGCAGGCCAAACUUCAACCAGUGUUUUUCUAUCCUGGUGUUUUGUGAACAAGCCAAAAUUUAUACAAAGCCACCGUAAGUGCUGCACUUGCAGAGGAACCUCCCACUCGGUGAUAUUAGAGAACAGUCCAACUCCACUCAAAUUGAGUCCCAAAUUUGAAACUCGUCCAGAAAAACCCAAUGGAGGAGAAAAAUCUAAUGCAUCAAGUAUAGUUGGCAUUUUGUAGCUGGGGCAAUGUGGGCAGAGGCUAGGAAGACAAGCUAUAAAACAAAGAGAAGGUUGAGAUGGAAAAUACCAGCUAGUCCCAGGAACAGAAGUGUGUGACCUGAGAUCGUCUCUUAUACUAGAUCACUGGUAAACUUGUUAGCACGAUACUGGAUUCAGAGAAGUUCUCUCUGCUAAACUCACCAAAGGUAGUGGAUUUGAAGCCCUCAAAGGAUUAAUAGAGAACUUUUCCAGAACUGGGAGAUGGAGAGAAAGGAGGUUCUUGCUUUAAAGCAGCCCGAAGACCAUCUCUGUGACUUUAGCAACUCUUCAUUAUAGUAGUGCCAAUAGUGGAGAGAUUUUACUGAUCUUCCUAGUGGUACAAGUGCCACGGGAGGGGAGAGGGAUGGUGAGUGGGACAGGGGAUGAGCUUUAUCAGGAACAGAUUUCAAACUGCGAAGGGUGCACCGGUACCAGCCUCAAAGGAUAGCGUUACAAAAAAGUAGACAACCGGGUGUCCAGGCCAUGCCCUCUGUCCUUUGGGACUUAAGGUCAGGCCAUUCCCGCCUUGAUUUGCUCUUAGAAGAUGAGCAUGUAAGACAGGAUCAAGAGAAAAAUUGGGUGCUUUGUCUUAGGCUGUUAAAACGCUGCCACCUGCAUUACAAAACAUACGUGAGUCAAGACACUAGAGACACUUCCUUAUGGGCAGCAUCCACUGCGGUGUGCCAGCCUGACACCCCUUCAGUAAUGGUGGGUGAAUGGCAGCCAGUGCUGGCCCGCCUAGAGUAUCGGUGCAUCUUUCCUAAAGCCAGAGUUCAGCACUGCAUGUUGACCAGGUGGAUAUCCUGUAAUAUAAAUGCUCGUUUGGAUCCAAAAGGAAAAUUAUUAAAAAUAAAAGAAAGAUGAACAAAUUUAAUGUUUUUGGGGGGGGGGGUCAAAGAAAAGAAUAAAUAAAACCUUGUUGUAAAGAAUUAAUCGGCCUGAUUGCCCUCACUCUUGUUUCUUUGCUCCCUAAAAAGGGAGGUCACAGGAGUGAAACCUCGCCAGAACUCUCGGGGUAAGUGGCAGCAGGUUCUGCAGUGCAGUUAGCUGACAUCUGGUCAGCCCAGCUAAUGAGGAGGAAUUCUAGAAUUUCUCAAAGUUUUACCCUGGCCCUGAAAGAUUUUCUUUUGUUAAAAGUAUUGUCUUGGAGGAAACAAACAACAACAACAAAAAUAGGUGACAAACUGGUUCCCUGAACACGUUAUUUUCUGGCCAGAAAAAUACUAUCUCUAGGUAAGUAGUUUUAAAUUAGACAGGGGAUCUAUGGAACACAAGGCUUUGUAAGUAAAAGAGCUACAACCAGCCUCCUCUCCAAGAGAGGACACUCACUUAGCUGCCAGGUUCAGGAAGGAGAAGACACCCCAAGACUUGGAGGAGAUACUGCCUAUUCUUUCCCUCUGCCUGUAUUACUCCUCAUUUAGUCAUAAUAGCUCCUGAGUAAGGGAAAGCAGCAGUCCUCAGGUCCCUAGGGAAGCAUCAUCUUCUAAUCCUAGUGUUGGGUUUAUUGUUUGAAUAAAUUCUUCUAUCAAUUUAAUGGAAACCAACUUCUAGAAUGAGUCCUCUAUCUCUGCAGUUCUAUCAAAGAUGACUUCUCAAGUCCUAACGUACAUGAUUUUUUAAAGAGUUUUCUUAUGAUUAAAACCAUCAAAAAAUAUGUUGGGUGGCCAAGUAGUCAGAACCCUUGGAGUCUGGAUUGGAAAUCUCAAAGAUCUUGUUCAACUCUCAGAGUUUAUUUUCCAGUCAUAAUUUCUUUCCCAUGGCUUCUACCUCCACUGAAGUUGGAAAGACAGAAUUUGAAGAACAAUUUUACCUAAUUACACACUUCUAUGGGAUGACUAGUUGGUUUGGGCAAAGGCUGGUUUGUAAGAAAUUUUUACAUUGAUUGAUGAGGGGUUUGUUUUUGGUUUCUUUCUAAUCCAUAGUAUCCAUAGGUCCAUAGUAUUUCCCAGGCUAAUGGCACUAGGAAACACAUAUAAAGGAAAAUAGACCCUACUCUGAACUUCUCUCUGGUGUUCCUGUAUUAUGCCUCUGAGCAUCUAUUGGUUACCCUAACAAGACUUGUCCCUUAACCUAAGUUUUGCCUCUGGGAUAUUAUAAAACUUGCCUUUACUUGUAUACCAUGUUCUUUUGCUAAUAAACUAGGAAAGUUUGCAAACCAGA